Xenopus laevis (African clawed frog) is the source of this 1774-nucleotide messenger RNA. RefSeq names its product deoxyribonuclease II beta S homeolog (gene dnase2b.S). The transcript has 6 exons. Gene Ontology annotation, biological process: apoptotic DNA fragmentation; DNA metabolic process. Lineage: Eukaryota; Metazoa; Chordata; Amphibia; Anura; Pipidae. The coding region runs from base 41 to 1099 and encodes 352 amino acids. Gene Ontology annotation, molecular function: DNA endonuclease activity; deoxyribonuclease II activity. The record is from RefSeq and is a predicted model, not a curated record.
UUUUUAGAAUAAAUGUAGUGGAAUUCUGGAGAAAAAGAGGAUGUUGGGUCUGUACCAUUUUGCAGUGGUUUAUCUUCCAGCCAUGUCUAUGGUUGCAGCUGAGAUCUCAUGCCGAAAUGAAGCUGGUGACCCCAUAGAUUGGUUUGUAGUUUAUAAAUUACCCAUGCUGAAUGAUAGUACUGGGUCAGGCCUGGAUUAUUUAUACAUGGACUCCACAAACCAGGAAUGGCAAAUCAGCAAAUUCCAAAUAAACACGACAAAAAGUGCUGUGGGGCAAGUACUGCAGCAGUUAUACCAAGACUAUGAUAAAGAUGACACAGUUUAUAUGAUAUAUAAUGACGCACCUCCAAAUGUGAAAAAUAGUUCAAGAAAAGGACACACCAAAGGAGUUCUCUUCUUCGACACAUCGCAGGGAUUUUGGUUGAUUCACAGCGUGCCUCAUUUCCCACCGUCCCCUGAGGAUGGUUAUGGAUAUCCAUCAACAGGAAAAAGAUUUGGACAAACAGCUAUAUGUGUUACCUACCCAUAUAGUGAAUUUAAAGAAAUUGCUAACCAGCUGCUCUAUUACAAUCCAAAUGUGUAUAACUGCUCCGUCCCUAACAUGUACCAAAAAGAAUUGUGGAUGCUGCACAAAAUAUGUCUUGGAGGCCAUUUUCCCUGGAUAGAUUCUACACGUCUCACACAACUGAAUUCUGCCCGAGGGGAAGUCUUCCUUAACUUCGCUAAAUCAAAGUACUUUGUUGAUGAUAUAUACACAGCAUGGAUAGCUCAGAAACUGAGGACAAAUAUGUUUGUGGAAUCCUGGAUAUCAAGAGAGCAACUUCCAUCCAACUGCUCUCUUCAGUACCAUGUAUAUAAUAUAAAAAGAAUUGGCCUACCAACACAGUCAUCAUUUCAGUCCUUUUACGAUCACUCGAAAUGGUGCGUUUCCCAAUCUAAUGGCGAUUUAUGGACCUGCAUUGGAGACCUGAACAGACAUCCGCUACAAACCAGGAGAAGUGGUGGUUUCAUCUGCACCCAAAACAAACAUAUCUACACAGCAUUUAGGAAUAUGGUACUGUAUUAUAAAAACUGUACAGAUACUGAAAAUAAAAUGUAAGAAUUGCCGGCCUUUUAUCACUUGCACACUGCUUCCUUGUAGUAUAUGACCACUCAAAUGUUUUCCCCUUUCAUUGUAUAGGUGAAGGGACUCUGGGAGUUUCAGUUUUCCAACAUGUGAAAUAACAAACACUGCUUACCCCUGUAACAUUAUUUUAAUGAAUUAGUAUGGCCGCCAAAGCUUUUCAUUUUAGAGGAUGAAGAACUUUAUCCCUUGGCUUUAUAGCUUGCUUUAAUUUGACAAUCUCUCAAACACUGAUAAAUAAGUCAUUUUAGUUAUUAUUGUGGAUAUCAGGCUGACAUUGAUGUGGUUUUAUAUUCUUCUGCAAGAUUAUUGGAACACAGAUGGCAGUUGCUUUUGCUGAACUACAUCCUGAGGAGUUCUUAUUCGUAGCACCUCCUUACUACUAGUGAUCCCCCAAAUAUGGUGCCUUUUCGAGUCACUGUUUCUGUGCUAUAUAGUGGCAUUAAUAGGCCUUUGAGGGAAUGUGUUAUGCUGUACAGUAUGUCCCUCCUACUAUUCCUCAAACUUAUUUUCUGGUUUUCAGUCUUAUGUUCAGUCUCAGGGAACCACUGUUAAAGACUGAGAACUAAUCAGUUUUUUUUUUAUCAAGCACCAUUAAGGUAGCAUUUUGUUAAAGGGAGGUUUGAUUAACAAUAAAGGGUCACAAUAAUG